ACCGAUCAGUCUACUUAUUCCUGUCGUCGCGAUUGGCCGCGCUGUGUUAGUAUUCCUCUUGAGUGACCGGUUCGCGCGGAAGAUGCAAAACAAAAAAAUCAACAAGCCGUUGGUUGAUCCAACAAGUGUUUGAGUUGUUGUGGGUUCGUGUGCUCCGCGCGAAUACUAGCGAUCGCGGGGAUUUUUCCUGCGGAUUGAUAUGUAGAUGAUAAGUGUACAACCAGUCAAAAGUUGAAUUUAUUGCUGCAUUUACUAUCCACACGAGUUGUGGAGUGUUUCGUGAUCGGCUUAUUUCGCAAACUGCGCUGCCAAAUUAACGCGAUGCGUUUCAGAUAGAAGUUUCGACACGCGACAGGGAAAAAAAGAGUCGUACCUGUGCUUAAAGUGUGGAGUGAUGUCAUUUGACAAGCUUAAAGAAGAAGAAAAAAUUGUUUGUGAAAGUUUGUGAAGCUACAAUAGUGUACAUAUGUCAAUGGAUAACCAUACCGUGUGUCAACAUAAGGAUUCGAAAAUGAUUCGAAGAAUUCCAUGGAGCAUUUGGUUACCGUCGGGACUGAUGAUCAUAAUAAUGUUCCUGUGCAUGAUAAUCAUGCUAUUGAUAACGAGUGCCUUUCCUAGAACGCAGAACUAUGGGUCGAGUGAAAGAUUUGUCGUAGGAAGCGCAGGUCACUUGAGCAAGCCUACGGAUUCUGCAUCAGAAUUUCGGUCACUAAUUCGACCUAGGACGCAAUUGGCAGAUAACGGCGAAACGCCUUCCGUCGACGAAGAUGUGGAAAAGAAGAUAAGAGAGAUUUACGCCCGCGGAUAUUCGGACCCCGAUCCUACCUCUGAGGAAUAUCCUGAUCAAUACCCCCAAGAGGUUGAGAUAAGAGUUGACAGCCCUACCAGCACCGUGCGGAGUCGUCCUCGGCGGCCUUUGCAGCCUAUUGGUAAAGAUUUUGACCCGAGCAGAUCGCAUGUUAUCAAAAAUCCUAAUGGCACGAAAACCUAUGUAUUUCCGGCGAGACUGACUUCAAGUACAGAUAGUGUCAUCCUGGUCAACGUUAGCACAACGAGUGUACCCCCGAUAACGGGAGACGACGUGGGUUUUCGAGAUUCUAUCAAUAAAGGAGACAUUGUGUUCCCCGUGGAAUGGCCUCCGUCGAUAACCUCAGAAUGUGGUCCUGAAACACCAAUCUGCGUCAACAUUCCCAACUAUCCCAAACGGUUCAUUGACAACAUCAUAGCCCGCCAGGAGCACCGCUUUUCCGAGGUGUUUGGUGACGACGUCGUGGUGGCUAGUGGGGACAAGCUGGUCCAACGUUUUGACGCCACUGACGAUGAGUUUAUUUGUAAGAGCGAGGAAAAGCUGAUUCAUCCGCAGGGCGGUCUUUCGAUGGACAAUAAACAGGUGGUUGUAGUGAACACUGAAAAGUACAACCAGGGCGUUCGAGUGGAACUGUGCAGCUCCCCGGGACAAACGUGUGAAGCACUGGAUCACCUAACCUCCCUGUACCGUACAGAGUGCAAGCAGCUGUAUCACUAUCGAACCCUGCUGGCUGUGCAUCCCAAAACUGGUGAGCUGUACAAGGAAACGAUUCGGCUGCCAUCCUGCUGCAAGUGUGUGAUUAAACCAUUGAGAAGACCAUGAAACGGCGGUGGAUCGAGUAACAAGACGACAAAAGUGUGACGGAAAGGCUACUCAGAAUACAAUUGGGUGAUGUUUUCUCGAAAAAUUUCGUUUGUGAAAUUUCAUUAAUGUACAAGAUAAUUAAACCAAUAGGCCAUAUGUUGUAAUUUUAAAUAAAAAAAUAAAAUUGUAUAGCACUGA
This is a messenger RNA of Toxorhynchites rutilus septentrionalis, 1810 nucleotides long. RefSeq names its product protein spaetzle-like. The record is from RefSeq and is a predicted model, not a curated record. Bases 467 to 1630 code for a protein of 387 amino acids. Gene Ontology annotation, molecular function: growth factor activity; Toll binding. Gene Ontology annotation, biological process: regulation of Toll signaling pathway; central nervous system formation; innate immune response. Lineage: Eukaryota; Metazoa; Arthropoda; Insecta; Diptera; Culicidae. Gene Ontology annotation, cellular component: extracellular region. The transcript is spliced from 6 exons.